This is a messenger RNA of Colletotrichum orchidophilum, 243 nucleotides long. RefSeq lists its product as uncharacterized. The transcript is spliced from 2 exons. The record is from RefSeq and is a predicted model, not a curated record. Lineage: Eukaryota; Fungi; Ascomycota; Sordariomycetes; Glomerellales; Glomerellaceae. The coding region runs from base 1 to 243 and encodes 80 amino acids.
AUGAAGCCGCUCCGGGAACACGUAUGGUCCGAGCUUUACAACGGCGCACAGGUCCUCCCCGCAGGACCCAAGGCCGACAAGAAAUGGCCACCUCCAAACCAUGGGUGGUGUCGACAUUAUCCCAUGUCUUGGAUGUGGAUGUUCCACGAGAUUCAGGAUCAGAUAGAUUACGCUAUCGUGCCGAUUUUGACCGCUAUCGAUAACAUUAACGCGGGUCUUUCCAAGACGACUUCAUGGCUGUGA